Molecule: messenger RNA, 368 nt
Organism: Thamnophis sirtalis
Lineage: Eukaryota; Metazoa; Chordata; Lepidosauria; Squamata; Natricidae
Source: RefSeq, a predicted model, not a curated record
AGUUCCGGGCCCAGCUGAAGACUUUCGAGGAAGAGCUUCCUCAGGUCAUCCGUCUGGCCAUCGGCAGAAUUCUAAAGGAUCACGAGCAGCUCCUCGCCGAAUCCACUGAACAGAUCCGGGGUCACCUGCAGGACCAGCUGAAGAAAUGGACCGCUAUAAAAGACAAAAACAUGGCCCAGUUGCACACCAGUUUGGGCCACCCGGAUAAUAUCCCGGUGCUGGAAGCCCUGUGCCAGAAGGAAGAGAAAAGGCAGGCCGAGCAAGUGGAGAGCAUCCUCAUCUGCACCAAGAGGCUGGAGUGUUUAGGUUCGACUUUCCGAGAAUUUAUGAAGAAAGACGAUGUGGGCAGAAUUUCUGAACGCAAUUAA